Messenger RNA from Cucumis sativus (cucumber), 913 nucleotides. RefSeq lists its product as uncharacterized. The coding region runs from base 114 to 572 and encodes 152 amino acids. The transcript has 6 exons. The record is from RefSeq and is a predicted model, not a curated record. Lineage: Eukaryota; Viridiplantae; Streptophyta; Magnoliopsida; Cucurbitales; Cucurbitaceae.
GUCGUCGUUGGGUUUAACUCAAUUUCCCGUUUCUCGUCAGAACUGCAAACUGAAGACGGAACCCGCGAAUUCGUUGCCGAACAAAGAUCUUCAGUGCGAGCUUCAGUCUAGACAUGGGUACUAGAGAAGUUUACGAACAGAAGCUAAGAAGAGGCAAUCUCUACCAUGAACCCACUAUGAAUCCAGGGCUCGGAUCGCCUCGUUGCCCUCGCUGUUUUUCUCUUCUUAAACCCGACCCUGAUAAAAGUGAAUGGGCCAUCAAUCCUGUUCUCCACGGUGUUACUGCUGUGGCAGGAUCCGGCCUUGGUGGGUUACUGAGUGCAGUUCAUGCCUAUAAUACGGGGAUCCCACACCUCCAAAGUCAUGUGAAGGGACCAAAGUGGCUUCCUUUUGUAAUUGGGGUGCCCGCCCUAUUAUUGUGCUCAAGUGCUGGAGCUACAUUUGGAGGUUUUGCUCUUCCAAGAUUUACUCAACUCACUGUAACAUCCUACUAUGCCACCUCAAGUGCUUCCCAUUAUGGAGUUUCACUUCUCACUCGAAGAAUUGAAGACAAUCACACAUCCCGAACUUAGUAAGCAAGCACUCAGUGAUUUCACAGGUCGCAUAAUUUCAAGCAAGGAAUCAUCUUCUCUUUUCCUAUUCUUUUUUUUUUCCUCAUGGAAAUUUUGGAAAGUCAUAUUUGGCUGUAGAUUUAGUCAUUUAGAAUGUCUAAUUUAUUUUUGCUUUUGUGGAGACACCUACCAAUGUAUGUAAAUUGCAGAGUCUCUGUUUCGCAGUAUAAUAUGCAAAUAAUAACGCUAUUACGGUUGUGUGACUUUCAACUAACAAGGAAUAUUGUUGAGAAUUUUGUAUAACUUUGCUGAUAACAAUGAAAACUUCACAGCAGUAAUGUGAUAUUUGUAGUGUAGUAGUU